Molecule: messenger RNA, 1293 nt
Organism: Cylindrotheca closterium
Lineage: Eukaryota; Bacillariophyta; Bacillariophyceae; Bacillariales; Bacillariaceae
Source: the annotation of a GenBank genome assembly
AUGGUUCGCUUGUCUAUUUCUCUAUUCUUGGCCGGUGCAGCCACAUCUUCUGCCUUUGCUCCCACUUUGCAACCAAGAGUCGUUCAAACAUCUAUUCAUGCUGCCGCGAUUGAAACCCCACCGUCACCGUUGACUGCCUGGGGUGAAACCAUUCAAGAUAUUAAACAAGCACAAGCAGAAUUCAAAAAGCAAAAAUUGCCUGAAUUCGCUCCAGAAAUCUCGUCUGCUGAUCUCGGAAUUGCCAGCGACGACAAGGAAGCUCAAUUGAAAUACUUUGAAGAGAAUGCUAUGGAGAUUAAGAAAAAGAUGGAACUACAUGGUGCCGUCGUUUUCCGUAACUUUGAUUUGAUGAAGGAGCAAGAGGGAUUCCAACAAUUCUACAACGCAAUUGGCAUGAAGGUUUGCCAAGAUCCUUUGCAAUCAGUUUCCGCUCGACCGACUGCUGAUGGAAAGAAGGAUUCUCCAGUUUACGAAGCCGUCAACAAGGAAAGCCGGAAGAACUUUUUCAUUGGCAUGCAUAAUGAAUUUGUUGGUACUCGUGCACCUCGAGCUGCCGCUUUUGUUUGCUUCAAGGCUGCAGAAACUGGUGGAGAAUUCAUCGUUGCCGAUGGACGUCGUAUGUUCCGGGAUCUUGACCCUGAUGUCGUUGAGGAAUUAUACAACCGCAACAUUCGUUACUCUGUCAUGGAGUUGCCAUUCUUUGGCUGGAUUGACAGCAUUCCAGAGCCCAUCCAAGAAACAGCCAAGGCUGGCGUCAAAGGAUUGGUCUCUGCUGCAAUCAACGCCAAGGUUGACUUUAGUGUUGAGAUGCUUUGGGGCGAAGGUGGAUAUGACAACAAACGAAUGCUUCAGGCUCGGGCACCAAGCCAACCACCAAUCGUUCUUCACCCUGUGACUGGAGAGCCAACAUGGUUCUGCAACGUCCACUCUCAUUCAUCCAAAUUGAGAAAGGAAAGAGAAUCCCUGUAUGGAGCCGAGCGAUUUGAAGAUGGUGCCUCCCAAAUCAACAAAUCUGACAUGUUCUAUGGUGAUGACGGAGAUAUCUCAGAAAAGGCGCUCAAGAACAUGGACGAAACCACAUAUAAGAAUGCUCGCUAUGUCAAGAUGUCAGAGGGAGAUGUUGUUCUGCUAGACAACUACAAGUGCAUGCACGGGAGAAAUGUUUUCGAUGGAACAAGAAAGCAUGCAGUCGCAUGGUUUGGGGGUUUCGAAGGCGAGGAAGAAGUGAAGGAAAUGGUUGCUGAGGAAAUGAGCAAGCUUGGUUCAGACAAGGUUCCCUCCUUUGGAAAGUAG